Geodia barretti is the source of this 4548-nucleotide messenger RNA. NCBI's taxonomy places the organism in Eukaryota, Metazoa, Porifera, Demospongiae, Tetractinellida, Geodiidae. The record is from the annotation of a GenBank genome assembly.
AUGAAUUCGCUCAAAGAACUGGCCCAAACCGGAUUGUACGCCCCCGAGCAAGAGCACGACGCCUGCGGCGUCGGCAUGGUUGCCAAUAUUAAGGGUGAAAAGACCCACGCCAUAAUCACUGAAUCGCUGGAAGUUCUGAAUAACCUGGGACACCGGGGCGCUUCCGGUUCCGACCCUGACACCGGCGACGGAGCGGGCAUCCUGGUUCAGAUGCCGGAUGCUUUUUUCCGAAAGGCCACGACUGAAACCGGAUUUACUCUUCCACCGGAAGGGGAAUACGGGGUGGGCAUGGUCUUCCUGCCCCAGGACUCGGUUCCGCUUUCCGCCUGCGUGGCGCACAUUGAGAAAGUUGUGGCUGACGAGGGCUUGACGUUCCUCGGAUGGCGGAACGUUCCGCUCGACCCCGCUGCAAUCGGACGUGAUGCCCGGGCGGUUUGCCCCACUAUCAGGCAAUUCUUCGUUGGCAAAGGGGCUGCCCAUACUCUUGACCGGGCGGCUUGGGAGCGCAAGCUCUACGUGGUGCGCAAGGCCAUCACCAACACUUUGCACACCACCGGCAUCACCGACGACGAUGCCGACUUCUAUUACAUCUGUAGCUUGAGCGCCAACACCGUGGUGUAUAAGGGCCUGCUGGUUUCGUACCAGCUGCCUGACUUUUACCUGGACCUUAACGACGAAACGAUGGUGUCGGCUUUCGCGCUCGUCCACUCCCGGUUCAGCACCAACACCCUGGGACACUGGAAGCUGGCGCAUCCGUAUCGCUACCUGGCGCACAACGGGGAAAUCAACACAUUGCGCGGCAAUAUCAAUUGGAUGCACGCCCGGGAGUUCCAAUUCAGUUCCCCCUUGUACGGCGACGACAUCCACAAACUGGCGCCAAUCUGCGAUCCCCAGGCGAGCGAUACCGCCAGUUUCGACAAUGCGCUGGAACUGCUGGUCAUGACGGGCCGGGAACUGUCCCAUGCCAUGCUAAUGAUGAUCCCGGAGGCUUGGGACCAGCAUGAAACCAUGUCCCAGGAGAAAAAAGACUUUUACGAGUAUCACUCGGGCAUGAUGGAGCCGUGGGACGGGCCGGCCAUGAUGCUGGCCACCGACGGAAAGGACGUUUGUGCCGUCCUUGACCGCAACGGACUCCGGCCGUUCCGCUACACGGUGACGCAUGACGACAAGCUGGUAAUGGCGUCGGAGACCGGCGUGCUGGACCUGCCGCCGGAGAGUGUCAGGGAAAAAGGCCGCUUGCAGCCCGGAAGGAUGUUCCUGGUGAGCUUCGACGAAGGCCGUAUCAUCGGCGACGAGGAGCUAAAGCACACCUUGGCCGGCCGCCAACCCUACGGACAGUGGCUGAAGGAAAACAAGGUAGCCUUGGAAGGCUUGCCGGCUGCGCAGCCACUACCGCCGACCGGAGGUAGUGACCUCCGCCAGCAACAGCGUUCCUUCGGCUACACCAUUGAAGAACUGCGGAUGCUGACGACGCCCAUGGCCGCAGCGGGUUACGAGGCCAUCGGCUCCAUGGGAAACGAUGCUUCGCUGGCUGUGUUGUCGGAUCAGAACCGGUCGCUGUUUGAUUACUUCAAGCAGUUGUUCGCCCAGGUUUCCAACCCGCCUUUGGACGCCAUCCGGGAGGAGUUGGUAACUUCGCUGGAAGCGUUUGUCGGCAGCGAGCAAAAUUUAUUUGACGAAUCGCCGCUGCACUGCCGCCAAUUGAGGCUCAAGUCUCCGCUGCUGAACGAUGAGCAAUUGGCUCAGAUCCGGGCCUUGGACCUCCAGGGACUGUCGUCGGUUACAUUGUCCACCCUGUUUGAAGCCCGGACCGGCUCGUUGCAAGGCGCGCUGGACGAUCUUUGUACCGCUGCGUCCGAAGCCAUAGCUGCCGGCAAGAACAUAAUCAUUCUGUCCGACCGUGGCGUGGAUUCAAACCAUGCUCCCAUACCCAGUUUGCUGGCGACCAGCGCGGUUCACCAUCACCUGACGCGUACUGGGACACGCACGCGAGUUGGCUUGGUGGUGGAGUCGGGCGAGCCACGGGAAGUCCAGCAUAUCUGCCUGCUGAUCGGGUACGGCGCUGGUGGAAUCAAUCCGUACCUCGCGUUGGAAUCGGUGCGCGAUCUGGCCGAGCGCGGGGAGUUGAACGGAACCGAGCCGGACUAUGCGGUUUACAAUUUCAUCAAGGCAAAUGAGAAAGGCAUCCUCAAGGUAAUGUCCAAGAUGGGAAUCUCUACGGUCCAGUCGUACCGGGGAGCCCAGAUUUUUGAAGCCAUCGGUCUGAACGACGAACUGGUUGACCGAUAUUUCACGCGCACUCCCUCGCGUAUCCAGGGGAUCGGUCUCGACAUCGUGGAAGAGGAAACGCUCCAGCGCCACCGGGCCGCCUUCGAUGACCCCUUCGUGUCCGGCAUGCAGGAACUGGACAUGGGCGGCCAGUACCAAUGGCGACGGCACGGCGAGUUCCACCAGUGGAACCCGGAAGCGAUUGCCAAGCUACAGUACGCCACCCGCGCCAACGACCCGCGAGCUUACCGCGAGUUCGCGGAGCAGGUGAAUGACCAGAGUCGCCGCAUGGCCACGCUGCGGGGCCUGCUCGAUUUCACUGACCUCCAUCCGAUUGACCUCGACGAAGUGGAACCGGCCGUGGAGAUCGUGAAGCGGUUCGCUACCGGGGCGAUCUCAUUGGGUUCCAUCAGCCGUGAAGCCCACGAAACCAUGGCCAUAGCGAUGAACCAGUUGGGCGCCCGCAGCAACACCGGUGAGGGCGGCGAGGACUUCCACCGCUACGACCCGGACGAGAAUGGCGACAACCGUUCCAGCGCGAUCAAGCAGGUGGCUUCGGGUCGAUUUGGCGUUACGCCCAACUACCUGGUGAACGCCACCGAUCUUCAAAUCAAGAUGGCCCAGGGUUCCAAGCCGGGUGAGGGCGGCCAACUGCCCGGCCACAAAGUGGAUGAGUACAUCGGUUGGGUGCGGCACACCACGCCGGGAGUGGAGUUGAUCUCUCCGCCCCCUCACCAUGACAUCUACUCGAUUGAAGAUUUGGCGCAGUUGAUACAUGACCUGAAGAACAUCAAUCCCGAGGCGCGGAUCCAUGUGAAAUUGGUGUCCGAGGUGGGAGUGGGGACCAUCGCCGCGGGGGUGUCGAAAGGUCACGGUGACGUGGUGCUUAUCAGCGGUCAUGACGGCGGCACCGGGGCUUCUCCGGAGUCUUCCAUCAAGCAUGCCGGAUUGCCUUGGGAAUUGGGAGUUGCUGAAACUCAGCAAGUGCUCGUGGCCAACGACCUCCGCAGCCGCAUCGUGGUUCAAACUGAUGGGCAGCUGAAAACCGGCCGCGACGUGGCCAUCGCGGCGCUGUUGGGCGCGGAAGAGUUCGGCAUGGCCACGGCCGCGCUGAUCGUCAACGGCUGCAUCAUGCUGCGCAAAUGCCACCUGAACACCUGUUCAGUGGGCAUCGCGACGCAGGACCCCGAGCUGCGCAAGCGUUUUGCCGGACAACCGGGGCACCUGGUCAACUACUUCUACUUCGUUGCUGAAGAAUUGCGGGAGAUCAUGGCUGAGCUCGGUUUCCGCACGGUUGCCGAGAUGGUGGGUCGGGUCGACAAGCUGGAGACCCACAAAGCCGUGGACCACUGGAAGGCUUCGGGCAUCGACCUGUCCAAACUGCUCACCAUUCCGGCCCGGGCCCAACGCGUCCAGACCUACUGCUGCAUUGAGCAGGAUCACGGGUUGGAAAAGGCUUUGGAUCACCAAUUGAUCGAGCAAGCCCGACCCGCGAUCGAUAACGGGACACAGGUACACAUCAGCCUGCCCGUAAGCAACUCCAACCGUACCGUCGGAGCCAUGCUCAGCGGGCGCGUUGCCCGCAAGUACGGCGAAGAUGGGCUCCCCGACGGCACCAUCAACGUCGAACUGGAAGGCUCGGGCGGCCAGAGCUUCGGAGCUUUCCUGGCGCCUGGCGUUUCGAUUCGGCUGGCGGGCGACACCAACGACUACAUGGGCAAAGGCAUCGGAGGCGGGCGCUUGGUCAUUGUCCCGCCCAAUGGCUCGGGUUUCGUCCCCGAGGACAACAUCAUUAUCGGCAACGUGGCGCUAUAUGGAGCCACGGGCGGUGACGUAUUCAUCCGCGGCAGGGCUGGGGAAAGGUUUGCCGUACGCAACAGCGGAGCGCGAGCCGUUAUCGAAGGCGUGGGCGAUCACGGGUGCGAGUACAUGACCGGCGGGGUAGUAGCCGUCAUCGGCAGCACUGGCCGGAACUUCGGCGCCGGCAUGAGCGGGGGCAUCGCCUUCGUUCACGAUCCGGACGGCGAUUUCCACACCCGCUUCAACGACGGAAUGGCCGACCUGGAAAACUUGGUCGAGCAGGAAGACAUUGACCUGUUGCAGGGUCUGCUAACCGAACAUCUGGAGCGGACCGGAAGCGGGCCGGCACAGCGGAUUUUGGAUAACUGGCAGGCCAGCAUCGGCGAGUUCCGCAAAGUGAUGCCCCGCGAUUAUCGGCGCGUGGUCAUGGAACGCGCGCAGCGCGCGGCAGCUGAAUUGGUGGCGGUGCCCAAUGGGUAA